AUGCUGGUGGGGGAGCAGGAGAGGGGAAACGUUGGAAAUGAGGACCGGGAGAGAAGUAGCAUAAUAGAGAGAGAAAAGCAGGUGAAGUGUGAUGCCGAGAACACAGAGGCGAGGAACAUGGUCGGCGAGGCUCGUGGCGGUGGCCAAGGCGGAGAGGCGCGUAGCGGGGAGACCAGGAGACGACCCCCCGCCCAGUGCCAGGACUUCCCCUACAACCCUUGCACGGCUCCCUACCCACCCUACAACCCCUACCUGACUCCCUACAACCCCUACCCGUCCCCCUACCCACCAAACAACCCCUACCCGUCCCCCUACCCACCAAACAACCUAUACCCGACUCCCUACCCACCAAACAACCCAUACCCGACUUCCUACCCACCAAACAACCCAUACCCAGAUCCAUACAACUACUCCCAGGCACCCUUCCCACCCUACAACCCCUUCCAUGAACUUUCCCCAGCCAGCGACCCCCGUCAGCCACCCUUCCUACCUAACAACCCCUCCCAGGCACCCUUUCCACUCGGCGCCCCUCACCAGAUGCCCUUCCCGCCCACACCAACAGCAUACCUCCCCCCACCCCUGCCUGCCCACUUCGAGAGGUGGCACAAGUUCCGGGCGCCUCCUGCCGGUGGACGCGGCGGGGCGGCGGGGGACGGGAGCAGCAACAAGUGGAGGAGCGCCUUGUAUGAGCCCCACCGUGCCUCACGGGUCCCCCUUGCACACCCAACGCCGCACGCCCUCCACCGCGACGCCCUUGAGCUGAACAGGACUGCUCCCGAGGAGCUGGAGGAGGAGCCCCGGCCCCUCCUGGUCGCGGAAGAGGGGCCCUCUCCCCUCCUGUACCUGGAGGAGGCGUUCCGGCCCCUGGUGGACCCGGGGAUUACGAAGUUCUUGUCCUCUGCGCACCACCGCCGGGCCGCGUGGGUGGCGGUGCUGGCCAAGGCCUGGGUGCUGGCGUGGCUGAAGGCCACCAGUGAGAUGAUCAUAGAUCUUGAGAUGAACGGGCGGGUGGAGGAGAGCUACGAGAGGUGGUGA
Molecule: messenger RNA, 1035 nt
Organism: Eriocheir sinensis (Chinese mitten crab)
Lineage: Eukaryota; Metazoa; Arthropoda; Malacostraca; Decapoda; Varunidae
Exons: 2
Coding region: 1-1035 (344 amino acids)
Source: RefSeq, a predicted model, not a curated record